GCGGCGGGCGGGCGGCGAGCAGCGAGCCGCCGGCUCGGCGGGCCGCGGGCAGCGGGCGCUCCGCCCUCGGUGCGCGGGGCCUCCCCUCUCCGCGCCCGCGGAGCGCCCGCCUAUAUCUACGGCGGCGGCGGCCCGCCGCCCGCAAGGAUGUGAGGCGGGCGGGCAGCCCAGCCGCCGCCGCCGCCGCCGCCGCCGCCGCCGCCGUGGCAUGCCCCUCCGCGCCCGGAGCCGUCGGCGCGGCGCCUAGCCGCGGCUCCGCGGGGCGAUGCUGCCCUGGAAGCGGAGCAAGGUGGAGCUGGUGGCGGGCGAGGCGCGGCGGCAGAGCAAGCCCAAGGGGUACGCGGUGAGUGUGCACUACUCGGCGCUCACCUCGCUGGCCCGCGCCUGCCCCGAGAGCGCCCUGCACCGCGUGGGCAGCAUGUUCCGCUCCAAGCGGCGGAAAUUCCGCGUGACCAGCGAGGACCCCACGUACACCGUGCUCUACCUGGGCAACGCCACCACCAUCCAGUCCAAGGGCGAGGGCUGCACCGACCUGGCCGUCUGCAAGAUCUGGAGCAAGAGUGAGGCGGGCCGGCAAGGCACCAAGAUGAAGCUGACCAUCAGCGCGCAGGGCAUCCGCAUGGCCCACGCCGAGGACAAGGGGCUGCGCCGGCCCGGCCACCUCUACCUGCUGCACCGGGUCACCUACUGCGUGGCCGACCCACGCCUGCCCCGCGUCUUCGCCUGGAUCUACCGCCACGAGCUGAAGCACAAGGCGGUGAUGCUGCGCUGCCACGCCGUGCUGGUCUCCAAGCCCGAGAAGGCGAAGGCCAUGGCCCUGCUGCUCUACCAGACCUCGGCCACGGCGCUGGCCGAGUUCCGCCGGCUGAAGAAGCGGGACGACGCGCGGCACCAGCAGCAGCAGCUGGUGGGCGAGCAGAGCAUCCCGCUGGUGCCGCUGCGCAAGCUGCUCAACGGGCAGUGCUGCUACAAGCCGCCGGUGGAGCGGAGCCGCAGCGCGCCCAAGCUGGGCUCCAUCACGGAGGACCUGCUGGGCGAGGAGCAGGAGGAGCGCGCCAUGCACUGCGACUGCGAGGACAUCCUGGAGGCGCUGGGCGAGCCCGAGGGCGAGCUGCUGCGCACCGGCGCCGGCCGCGGCGAGGGCCCGGAGCUGGGCCAGCUCCUCCGCGACCUGGGCGAGCUCAGCCUGGGCAACGACUUGUGCUCGCUCCGCGCCGACCUCCGUGUCCGCCGGCUGCUCUCCGGCGAGAGCACGGGCAGCGAGUCCUCCCUGGAGAGCAACGGCCCGGACGGCGCCGGCCCGCCCUGCAACGGCGCCGAGCAGCCGCCCCCCGGCGACCCCGAGAGCGGCUGAGCGCCGGGGGUGCGCGGGGCGCGCCGGGUCCCCUCCGGGCUCUCCGGGGGUGCACGGCUCAGCCGGGGCGCCCCCCGCUCCCUUUUCGGCCCCGCCGAGGCUGCACGGCCCCCCCGGGAGCGCAGCGGGCCCCCGCCGCCCCGGCCCCCUGCGCCGCCCCCGCGUCCCGGGCAGCGGCCGCGGGAGCCGGGCCCCAGCCCGCCGUGGCCUGCGGAGGGGAGGCGGCCGCGGGCUGUUUACCUCCGGCUCAGCCCUUGAAGAUCUGCCAAAUUCCUGGAAUAGCUUUCCCCGGGGAGGGCGGCGGGAGGGAGGUGUUGCGCCUUGUUUACAGUCAGAAAUCUCACAUCCGAAAGGGCCCCCCCCACCGUUUUCUCCAUUAAAGUCACUCCAUCGUGCUGUCGUGUCCGAGAGGUUUGCACUGUUGUGAAUUUUUUUUUUUUUUAAUUAUUAAGUUAGACUCUUUUUUUUUUUUUUUGGGCCCCGGUCCUGUCCCCGGUCUCAAUGCUCUAGAUCUUUUGCUGUGCAAAAGAAGACUCUACUCGUGGCUGUUCACCUGUACAUAGGGAAAUGUAUGCAAAUACAUUUUGUUAUUUUUAAGAACACCACCAUUGCGAUCUCCUCUGUUUGCACAUAAGUGAAGAAAAUAAAAAUGACAGUAAUUUAAAAGAAA
Tyto alba (common barn owl) is the source of this 2024-nucleotide messenger RNA. It is a transcript of the gene FAM43A, whose product is annotated as family with sequence similarity 43 member A. The coding region runs from base 266 to 1354 and encodes 362 amino acids. Lineage: Eukaryota; Metazoa; Chordata; Aves; Strigiformes; Tytonidae. The transcript has a single exon. The record is from RefSeq and is a predicted model, not a curated record.